AACAGGAUACAAAACCUUUGACAUCCACUGAGAGAGAAGCAUUAAGAAGUUCAUAGGGUUACUGAGAAUGCUGGAAUACAUCUUCAACUACCGCAAUGCUUCCACUGGUUGCUGACAGAGUUUCGGAGAAGAGACGACUCUUGAGAGACGACAUUUGAAGAUUCCAUCUGGUUUGGUUUCAGUUUCACUCAGAAAUGGCUGCUCAGGCAAACCAGGCUGAGAUGGAUUUUUCUUGUCCAAUCUGUACAGAAAUCUUUAAAAAUCCUGUUUUGCUGUCGUGUAGCCACAGCUUCUGCAAAGACUGUCUGCUAAAGUGGUGGUCAGAGAAACCGUAUAAUGAGUGUCCACUUUGUAAAAGAAGGUCUUCAAAGAGUGACCCACCAUGUAACUUGGCAUUAAAGAACCUGUGUGAAGCAUUCACUCAGAAGCUGUUUCUAGAAGAGACUGAGAGAUCUGAGAGGUCUGAGUCUCUGUGUAGUCUGCACUCAGAGAAACUGAAACUCUUCUGUCUGGACCAUAUGCAGCCAGUGUGUAUCGUCUGCCGAGACUCAACAGUGCAUGCAAACCACAGCUUCAGACCCAUCGAUGAAAUUGCGCAAGAUUACAAGGAAUGGCUCAGGAGCACUCUGAAACCCUUGCAGGACAAACUGGAGCACCUGAAUCAAUUUAAAGUUGUCUGGGAAAAAACAGCAGAACACUUAAUAACUCAGGCCCAAACGACUGAGAGGCAGAUUAAGGAGCAGUUUGAGAGGCUUCACCAGUUUCUAGAGGAGGAAGAGGAGGCCAGGAUCACUGCACUGUGGGAGGAAGGAGUGCAGAAGAAUGAGAUGAUAAAGGACAAGCUGGAUGCUCUGAACAGAGAGACAGCAGCUCUUUCAGACACAGUGAAAGCCACCGAGGAGGAACUGAGAGCUGAAGACAUCUCAUUUCUGCACAACUACAAGGCUGCAGUGGACAGAGUCCAGCAGCGCCCCCUGCUGGAGGAGCCACAGCUGGGUCCAGGAGCUCUGAUAGAUGUGGCCAAACACCUGGGCAACCUGACCUUCAACAUCUGGAACAAGAUGAAGGACAUAGUCUCCUACACUCCUGUGAUCCUGGACCCAAACACUGCGCAUCCAGAACUCAUCGUGUCUGAAGAUCUGACCAGUGUGAGAUGUGUAAAGACUGAGAGAGAGAAACAGCUUCCGAAAAAUCCAGAAAGAUUUGAACACUACACCACAGUCCUGGGCUCCGAGGGGUUUAACUCAGGGAUUCAGACCUGGGAUGUUGAACUUGAGUGUGUUAAAACUGGUACAGACUGGUCUGUGGGUGUGGCAGCAGAGUCUGUCCCAAGAAAAGGAGAGAUUCUGAGGGGAUACUGGGAAAUAUGGUUCCGGGGUGGUAAAUAUACAGCAUACUCUCCAUCAGUUACAGAUAUGGUUCUCUCUGUGACGAGGCCACUCCAAAGGAUCAGAAUGUGUCUGGACUGGAGAAGAGGAAAGCUGUCAUUUUCUGAUCCAUACACUGGAACACACAUUUACACUUUCAAACACACUUUCACUGACAAGCUUUUUCCAUACAUUAGCACUCUAAGUACAGUUCCUCUGAAGAUACAAACGGUGAACAUCUCUACACAGCUGGAGAUGUAGAUCAUGGUUAUUAGGAUAAUUCAGAUGAUGAUAAUAAUAAGAUGACUGAUAUAUAGACAUCUGAUAUGUUGAGUUGCAGCAUAAACCUCAACUUUCCGGGUUUGACCCAACACUGUCGCCUGCUGUGACAGCUCUUUCUGGGUUAGCCGGUUAGCUCUGGUUGAAUUCAGCUGAUACAGCAAGGCCGUCUCCACCUCUCCCGAGCUGUGGGCUUCUCUCCUUACGGCAAAACAUUUAACAUAUGGAUUUAAUUUUAAAUGUUUUUAUUUAGUGGUGACAUUAUCUUGAACAUAUUUCUCAUGAAAGAAUAAAUCUGACAAAGUUCACAAAUAUUGCUCUAAAUGUGAUUAAAAAGUGACUUCGAAAAAUUCAUACCUUUUUUAAAUGAUCUUUUAGAGUGUAAUGUGGAGAAAUGUUGCUGUUACUUUCAGGGUGCACAACUUUACAAUCAUGGCCCCCUAGGUCGAACUCUCGACAAUUGAGUGCAAAGUAUUAAAAUUCUAUUUAUUGUGUUAUAAAUAUGCAUAGUGACUGCCCUCUAAAGGUUGAAACCUGCUAAUGCAACUGCAUUUUGCCAUUGGCUGAUCCUGGUAGUAUAUCUAAGUCCCCUGUCUCCGCCUUCUCACCAACCGUUCCCAUUUAUUUUGUGCGUGCAAGAGGCAGGGAGGUGCUGUGGAUUGAGAGGCUGUGUGAUCAGGUGACUGGGCAUGUCCUAGGCCCCCUUCCCAGCCCAGCUCAUAUUUGAUCCUCAUUUUCACAUUACAGGGAGAAGGUUUUUUCCUCUAGAGCCAUCAUCAGGUCACACUGAAGUUGUUUUUUGGUAUUUUGACACAUACCUGCAUUACUAACAAGAUUAGCCUCAGCUGUACUAUGUGUUUAGUCCUAAUUAGCAACUGUUUGCCUGCUAACAUGCUACACAAAGAGUGAACAUGGUAAAUAUUAAA
Molecule: messenger RNA, 2572 nt
Organism: Plectropomus leopardus (leopard coralgrouper)
Lineage: Eukaryota; Metazoa; Chordata; Actinopteri; Perciformes; Serranidae
Product: nuclear factor 7, ovary-like
Molecular function (GO): protein binding; zinc ion binding
Source: RefSeq, a predicted model, not a curated record